AUGAGUAGGAAUAAUAAAAGGAACCUGCUGAGAAGCAUUUUCAGAGCAAAUGGAGGGUGUGGCAAUUGUGGCAACCCGAAGCCCUUUGACAUAUACGACCCCACACCUAAGCCUAAAAUCUGCUGCCAUCCAAAUCCAGAUCCUCCGACCACCGUAACUUCAUCGGCAUCCAUUCCCCAGUCGGUCUCGGCGGAGGAUUCCAUGAGCGGGAAACUGAGCGGCAGCGUCGUGGUGGAGAUGAAGUCGGAAAACCCAUAUAAUGACUUCAAGGACUCCAUCAUCCAAAUGAUAAUGGAGAGAGAGAUUUACUCAGCGAGUGAGGUGGGAGAGCUUCUCCAGUGGUUUCUUAAGCUCAAUUUGCCAUGUCAUCACCAACUCAUCCUCAGGGCUUUCGCCGAUAUCUGCCAACAGGCUUCGCCUCCCUCAUGA
Molecule: messenger RNA, 429 nt
Organism: Neltuma alba
Lineage: Eukaryota; Viridiplantae; Streptophyta; Magnoliopsida; Fabales; Fabaceae
Product: transcription repressor OFP6-like
Exons: 1
Coding region: 1-429 (142 amino acids)
Biological process (GO): negative regulation of DNA-templated transcription
Source: RefSeq, a predicted model, not a curated record